Molecule: messenger RNA, 807 nt
Organism: Cuscuta epithymum
Lineage: Eukaryota; Viridiplantae; Streptophyta; Magnoliopsida; Solanales; Convolvulaceae
Source: the annotation of a GenBank genome assembly
GGAGAUGGAUUUAUUGGUCAAGGAAUAACAUUCAGAAACACCGCCGGAGCGUCAAACCACCAGGCGGUUGCCCUCAGGUCCGGCUCCGAUCUCUCUGUGUUCUACCAGUGCAGCUUCGAAGGGUACCAGGACACUCUCUACGUUUACUCCGACAGACAGUUCUACCGAGAAUGUGAUAUUUACGGGACAGUAGACUUCAUCUUCGGCAACGCCGCCGUCGUUAUCCAGAAUUGCAACAUCUUCGUCCGUAACCCGCCUAACGGGAUUAACACCAUCACCGCUCAGGGUCGAACCGACCCGAACCAGAACACCGGAAUAUCCAUCCACAACAGCAGAGUCACGGCGGCUUCUGAUCUUCAAGGGUCUCUGGGAUCCGUGAAGACCUACCUUGGCCGGCCGUGGAAGCAAUUCUCCCGGACCGUCUUCAUGAAGACGGUCCUGGAUGGCUUGGUUGAUCCGGGCGGGCUGGUUGCCGUGGGCCGGGAAUUUCGCUCUAAGCACUCUGUACUAUGGGGAGUAUGAAAACACUGGGCCGGGGAUGUCCACGGCCAAUAGAGUCCAAUGGGCUGGCUAUCACGUGAUCACUUCGGUAAAUGAGGCUUCACAGUUCACCGUCGGCAACUUCAUCGCCGGUGGCUCAUGGUUGCCCUCCACCAACGUGCCGUUCACUUCUACUCUCUGAAGAGGAUUGUAUUCAGGCAUGAAAUGGAAAUGUACAUCUAAAAUACUUAAUUUGAACUUCUCAUUUAUUACCAAGUGUAUUGUUUGUUUGUUGUACGUAUAUAUGUAUUAUUAUUGUUAAUUAAC